GAUUGAUCCUUCCCCAGCCUCCCAGCGUGAUGCCAGCAAGAGGCUGAAAGGAAACCCAGCACUCUGCAGAGAAGUACCUUUUCUUCCUGGCCCCCACAUCGGCAGCUGAUCCCAGGGGCCCGGAGGAUGGAGCCAGGCUUGCUGAUGUGGGGAUUCUUCGUAUUCAUCGUUGUACCUGGCUGCGUGACAGAUGUUUGUCCUGAAGACCCACCGAGUCUCAGAGACGCCACGUUCAAGGUCCUCAGGUAUGAGGUGGGCACCAUCAUAAACUGUGACUGCAAGAAAGGCUUCCGCAGAAGGUCGCCCUUCAUGCGCUGCACAAGAAACUCCAGCCACUCUGCCUGGGAAAACAGAUGCCACUGCGACAGCACCUCCUCCCCUAAGACCCCAGGAAAACAAGUUACUCCUGGACUCAAAGAACAGAAUGAAGAAAAAACCACAGAAAUGCAGAGCCAAAUGCAGCCCACAGACCAAGCUAACCUUCCAGGUCACUGCAAGGAGCCUCCACCAUGGGAACAUGAACAUGAACCUUUGAAGAGAAUUUACCAUUUCAUGGCGGGGCAGAUAGUUUACUACCAGUGCACUCAGGGAUUCAGGGCCCUACAGCGAGGCCCUACCAAGAGCACCUGCAAGAUGAUCUAUGGGAACAUGAGGUGGACCCGGCCCAAGCUUGAGUGCAUAAGUGAAAGGGAGAACAGUCAGUUUCCAGGUGAAGAAGAGCCUCAGGAGAGCACGGAUGCUCCCCCUGGCAGUGAAACUCCUUUUCCCUUAACAACGAGGAUGGCAGGUACCACAGAUUUCCAAACACCCACAGAAGUGGCUGCGACCAUGGAUAUGUUCAUAUUUACAACCAAGUAUCAGAUCGCAGUGGCCAGCUGCAUCCUGCUGCUCAUCAGCAUCCUCCUCCUGAGCGGCCUCACCUGGCAGCAGAGAUGGAAGAAGAAUAGAAGGACAAUCUAGAAAACCAAGGGCAGGAAGAAAC
Mesoplodon densirostris (Blainville's beaked whale) is the source of this 982-nucleotide messenger RNA. RefSeq names its product interleukin 2 receptor subunit alpha (gene IL2RA). Lineage: Eukaryota; Metazoa; Chordata; Mammalia; Artiodactyla; Ziphiidae. The record is from RefSeq and is a predicted model, not a curated record. The coding region runs from base 127 to 960 and encodes 277 amino acids. Gene Ontology annotation, molecular function: interleukin-2 binding; interleukin-2 receptor activity. The transcript is spliced from 8 exons. Gene Ontology annotation, biological process: inflammatory response.